Molecule: messenger RNA, 231 nt
Organism: Caenorhabditis briggsae
Lineage: Eukaryota; Metazoa; Nematoda; Chromadorea; Rhabditida; Rhabditidae
Gene: Cbr-ned-8
Product: Protein CBR-NED-8
Biological process (GO): regulation of proteolysis; modification-dependent protein catabolic process; protein neddylation
Cellular component (GO): cytoplasm; nucleus
Molecular function (GO): ubiquitin protein ligase binding; protein tag activity
Source: RefSeq, a predicted model, not a curated record
AUGCUCAUCAAAGUCAAGACUCUCGGAAAGGAAAUCGAGCUCGACAUCGAUUCCAGUGACAAAAUCGAGAGGGUUAAGAAGAAGAUCGAAGAAAACGAAGGCAUCCCACCACCACAACAACGUCUAAUUUUUGCCGGAAAACAGAUGAAUGACGAUAAAACUUGUGAAGACUACAAAGUCAAAGGAGGAUCUGUCCUUCAUUUGGUUCUCGCACUUCGUGGAGGGUUUUAA